CGACAUUUCAUUUUCAAUCAUUCACCAAUCUUCACUCGCCAAACCAAAGCUAUUCACAUUUGGAAGCGACUAAAAGCAUUGGUAUGGCAACCUCGCUGUGUACACCCACCUACGCUCUCAAACUGAAAUUGUUCCGUACCGAUUCCCAUAAAUUAAACGCAAAGCCCUCUGUUCAAUAUAGGCGUCGUUUUGGCUCCACCACCACAAUCUAUUGCACCUCUAAUAAUUACAACGACAACAACCAACCGCGACCCCAAUCUGAAGCUAUUCAAGUUUACACGCAAAUUGAGAGAUUACUUACCGAUUCUGUUAGACAAUCACAGGAUGGCUGGUGGGGAUCCCGAGACUGGAGUGAAGUUGAGGGAGCAUGGAUUCUCAAACCCAAAAGUUCCAAACCAAAUUUUGUAGUUCACUUUAUCGGAGGUAUAUUUGUUGGAGCUGCCCCUCAGCUUACCUACCGAUGGUUUCUUGAGCGUCUUUCAGAAAAGGGUAUAUUAAUCAUUGCAACUCCUUAUGCUAGUGGGUUUGAUCACUUCCUCAUCGCAGAUGAAGUACAGUUCAAAUUUGAUAGGUGCUAUCGUGCACUGCAGGAAACGAUUCAAGACCUUCCUAUUUUUGGUGUUGGCCAUUCCUUGGGAUCCGUGGUCCACCUUCUGAUUGGAUCAAGAUAUGCAGUGCAAAGAUCUGGAAAUGUUCUCAUGGCAUUCAAUAACAAGGAAGCAAGUUCAGCUGUUCCUUUGUUCUCUCCUGUGCUCGUCCCUAUGGCUCAAACCAUUGGUCCACUCCUAUCAGAUAUUUUUUCUUCUCCAACUCUACGAGCUGGGGCAGAGUUGACUUUGAAACAACUAGAAAACGUUAGCCCUCCCAUUAUGAAGCAGGUUCUUCCUUUAGUUGAGCAGCUCCCUCCCUUGUACAUGGAUUUAGUCAAGGGAAGAGAAGAUUUUUCUCCAAAGCCCGAGGAGACACGUCGACUUAUAAAAUCAUACUAUGGCAUAUCCAGAAAUCUUCUGAUAAAAUUCAAGGAUGAUUUAAUAGACGAGACUUCUACUCUAGCUCAGGUGCUUAGUUCAGAAUCAGCCAUUAGCUCAGUGCUGGACAUGUCAAUCCGGAAGUUGUCUGGAGAUCAUGGUCUUCCAUUGCAGCAGGCCCUACCAGAUGUUCCACCAGCAAUGGCUGAUGCAGUUAAUCGUGGAAGCGAGCUUUUGUCAAAUCUUACAGUAGGAACUCCGUGGGAGACAGUUGCCAAAGAAGUAGGGAACUCGCUAGGCAUGGAUUCCAGAGUCCUUCGUGCAGAAGUAUCCAAGGACAUGGAAAUGCUUGUGGAUGUGAUUGCAUCCUGGAUGGCCUCUAAUGCAGGGCCUAAACUUCUGAGGCCAUAAGGUCUUAACUACAUCUUCUUACUGCAAGUAAAAAAGAUAUUAGCUGUAGAAAUGUAUAGUAAAACCAAUAUUGGCUCUAACACUUCUUUCAUCAUAUGUUGGAGAAUGCCAAUCAUGUGAAUCCAUACAAGUAAAGCAAAUAGAAAACUGCCAAUCACCCGUUGCUGUAAAAAAUAUGAAAUACAUUGUUACAGAAGUAGUUGUAUUGAAAUUAUUGGUUUCUCAUAAUGCUGCUGUUCAAAAUAGCUGUUUUUCAUAUUUUCAAGGCACCCUAGGGUUUUAACCUUGAUUAGAUUUGAUAUUCUUUUAAAUGUAUUGAUUACACCGCUAACUCUUCUAGCAAUCUUGAGGGUGUAUUUAUUUUCUUAAUUACAGGCCUUGGAACUGUAUAGAUAUUUAGGGAGUAUACUGAAAAUAAUCCUAACUCAGAACAGAGAUUCCAAUGUCAAAAUGGAUUUCGUUA
Cajanus cajan (pigeon pea) is the source of this 1842-nucleotide messenger RNA. Its product is annotated as Gut esterase (DUF1350). NCBI's taxonomy places the organism in Eukaryota, Viridiplantae, Streptophyta, Magnoliopsida, Fabales, Fabaceae. The record is from RefSeq and is a predicted model, not a curated record.